GCCAAUGUAAAGGGCAGAGCUGCAACCCACACAAACAAGCUAGGUGUCAGAGACACAACUCUCCAAAAGGCAGUAAAGAUGAAAAUCCUUUUGGUGAUGAUGUGGUGCGGAGGCAUCUACGCCCAGCUCCAGUGUGACCAUUCACUGGAAAAUGUCCUUAUAAAGUGUAACCUUACAGCCAUUCCUACAAAUAUUUCAACGGAUAUCACACAUCUAAAUUUAACUGAAAACAGUAUCUCCUUAGACGAAGUAAAUAGAAAAGCCCUGUUAGGCUACCCUAAUUUGACAGAGCUGAUUCUCGCCAAAAACAACAUCACUAUGCUGCCAAAUCAAUACUUUGUUGGUCUUUCAAAUAUUGAGAUCCUAAUUCUCAAAAACAAUGACAUUGCAUCUGUUGGAGAAAAGGCAUUUGAUGGACUGGAAAACCUGCAGCUUCUGGAUCUUAGCUACAAUCAAAUAGCACAACUACCUGCAGAUAUCCUAUUACCAUUCAAGCACCUACAAGUUUUAAACCUACAAAACAACAAAUUAACAAAUAUGGAUAUAACAGACUCCCUGAAGGAUUUGAGAACUGUCCUGAAUAUAACACUUAGUGGGAAUCCAUGGAACUGCGAUUGUUCCCUUAUGAAUCUGUCAGUCUGGUUAAAUGACAACAAAGUAAUUCUUGAAAAUGAGACUAACACUUUGUGUGCUGAGCCAUUGAACAUGACUACCUUUACAAUAAAAGAAAUCAAGACAGUACUCAACUGUAAUGGUAGCAGUGACGUUCCAAGCCCCACACCACCAGUUCCUAACACUACAGAUCCCAUAUCCACUCCUCUGUCUACAGUGAUAAAUGGAAUGAACACCACAUCUCCUACCAAAGCAGGAAACAGCUGGACAUUCUUGGUAGGGGUGGUGGUUGUUGGAAUUGUCACUUCAUUACUGAUACUAGCUGCAAUCAAGUUCCCCAAAUGGUACAGCUACCUUCUAAGCUACAACCAUCAUCGCCUAAAAGAAGAAGAACCUUACACGUACGAAGAGGAAUUCAACGUUGACUUUGAUAUGAGUACAAAUGAGAAAAACCCAGAUGAAGAUGAAAAUGUGAUAGUAUUUGAGCAAACACAUUCAUUUGUGCCAGAAGAGGAUGGAUUUAUAGAAGACAAAUACAUUGAUGAACGGGAUAUAAGAGCAGAAAUUUAAGUUUAACCUUUAGCUAACAAAGGAAUGACUUUUAACAUAUGACAAAUGCUUCCUUGUCAAGAAGCAUAGUAUCAAUUUUUUAAUAUAUACGGUAUAUAUCUAUAUAUAGAUCUAUAUAUUCCAAGUUUACUGUCCGCACUCCCAUCUGUAUAGUAGUCAACAGCAGGGUGCUCCUCAAGGAAGCUUUUUUAGGACUUCCACAUAUACCAGGUAUUAUAAGAUCAAAAAGAUCCAAA
This is a messenger RNA of Pseudophryne corroboree (corroboree frog), 1418 nucleotides long. It is a transcript of the gene LRRC19, whose product is annotated as leucine rich repeat containing 19. Gene Ontology annotation, molecular function: signaling receptor activity; protein binding. The transcript is spliced from 5 exons. Bases 79 to 1182 code for a protein of 367 amino acids. Gene Ontology annotation, cellular component: plasma membrane. The record is from RefSeq and is a predicted model, not a curated record. Lineage: Eukaryota; Metazoa; Chordata; Amphibia; Anura; Myobatrachidae. Gene Ontology annotation, biological process: interleukin-8 production; positive regulation of non-canonical NF-kappaB signal transduction.